AUGCAAUGGUACACAGGUUACGGCAGUAGAACCAUGGGCAAGUGGGCGAUUCUCAUCAACCAUGAGCGUCUGUACUGGUUCUAUGGCGAUGGGGGAAGUGCGAAUGGCUACGAAAAGAGACAAUACAUGCGUCUCGAUUAUUUGGGAUACAUUUCGACAUGGUCUCGCGAUUAUCAUGUGUACCAUGACAAGUGGGAUCAGGCCCUCCCCUCUCACACCAUGCAAAACGGAAACAGCUGGGCGUUCUCCGAAGAUGAUAUCAAGGCGUACGGAGAUAUCAUCGAACAGAAUUCUGGAGGUGCUUAUUUUGCACCGAAUCCUUAUUACCAUCCCGGCGCGCCUCGGCGGCCACGUCGGCCUUGA
Aspergillus tubingensis is the source of this 363-nucleotide messenger RNA. RefSeq names its product alpha-L-rhamnosidase family protein. The coding region runs from base 1 to 363 and encodes 120 amino acids. The record is from RefSeq and is a predicted model, not a curated record. The transcript is spliced from 2 exons. NCBI's taxonomy places the organism in Eukaryota, Fungi, Ascomycota, Eurotiomycetes, Eurotiales, Aspergillaceae.